AUGGACUCUGUAAAAAAAGAGAAAAACUUAAUCUUAGCCUACCAAGCUAUACAACAUAACUCUAAGCUAAGCAUUCGAGCAGCCGCAGCGAUCUACAAAGUUCCAUUUAGCACGCUCAAGGAUCGGAUCAACGGUGUUACUGCGAGACGCGAUACUAUGCCCAAUUGUCGAAAGCUUACAAAUCUAGAGGAAUCAACAAUUGUUGAAUAUAUUCUUGACCUAGAUUCGCGAUCAUUUCCUCCCCGGCUUAGUGGUGUGGAAGAUAUGGCGAAUCGACUGCUCGCCGAUCGCGACGCGCUUCCCGUGGGACCACGAUGGGCUUCAAACUUUGUCAAACGCCAAAAAGAGCUAACCACGCGUUUUACGCGUAGAUAUGACUAUAAGAGAGCCUUGUGCGAAGAUCCAAAGAUAAUUCGGCCCUGGUUUGAGCUUGUGCGCGACAUAGUCGCGAAAUACGGCAUCCUAGAGGAGGAUUUCCACAACUUUGACGAGACUGGCUUUAUGAUGGGCAUAAUCUCAACCACCAUGGUUGUUACAAGCUCAGAUAGACAUGCCAAACCAACAUUGGCUCAGCCAGGUGAUAGAGAAUGGGUUUCGGUGAUCCAAUCUAUUAAUUCUCGAGGUGAGGCUAUCCCGCCAUUUAUCAUCGUUGCGGGGCAAUAUCACCUCGCGAACUGGUAUGAAGACAGCGUGCUGCCGAAGGAUUGGGUUAUUUCUACAACUCACAACGGCUGGACUACAAAUGAGAAAGGUGUUGAAUGGAUUCAGCACUUCGAAAAGCAUACUAAGCCGCGAACUCAAGGCGCAUAUCGUCUUCUGAUCAUGGAUGGGCAUGAAAGCCACCACUCCACGGAAUUUGAGCUGUUUUGCAAGGACCAUCAGAUAAUCACGCUUUGCAUGCCUUCUCAUUCAUCCCAUAUUCUUCAGCCACUAGAUGUUGGCUGUUUUGGGCCACUGAAGAAGGCUUAUGGUAAAGAAAUUGAAGGGCUAAUGAGAGCGGGGAUUACACACAUUACAAAGGCGGACUUCCUACCCGCAUUUUUCACCGCAUUUAAAGCUGCAAUGACGGAAAAAAAUAUCCAGGGGGCUUUUAGGGGUGCAGGCCUUAUCCCAUUUGACCCAAAAAGUGUCUUGUCACGGCUAGAUAUAAGGCCACGGACGCCACCUCCUGUUGAAGAAGCUACUGAGCUACCGCAACUGUGGGUUCCAAAGACCCCAAAUAACCCAACUGAGGCUACUUCGCAGACUGAUUAUAUCAAAAGGCGAAUAAGCCGCCACCAAGGAAGCUCUCCAACGUCAAUUUUGGCUGCUAUGGAUCAAUUUUCGAAGGGUACAUGCGGAACUAUGCAUAAGAUGGCCCUCUUGAAAGCGGAGAACCAGCUACUUCGAGAGGCAAAUGCAAUACUAAGCAAGCGGCGUAGAGCUCGAAAAACGCGUUUACGUCAAGGUGGUAGCAUGACUAUUGCCGAGGGACAAGCUCUUCAGGACCAGAAUGACGUGGAUGAGCAGAUAAAGCAAGAAGAUCGCUGGACGAGAGGUCGCAAACCGAGGGAUGAGAGGAAGGGUCGGCGAUGUGGUGUGUGCGGCAAGCCCGGCCAUAAUGCACGAACAUGUCGGAUUGAUGUGGAAACAUCUAAUGAAGAGGAUACCAGCGAAGAUUAG
Pochonia chlamydosporia 170 is the source of this 1662-nucleotide messenger RNA. RefSeq names its product DDE superfamily endonuclease. Gene Ontology annotation, molecular function: zinc ion binding; DNA binding. Gene Ontology annotation, cellular component: nucleus. Lineage: Eukaryota; Fungi; Ascomycota; Sordariomycetes; Hypocreales; Clavicipitaceae. The transcript has a single exon. The coding region runs from base 1 to 1662 and encodes 553 amino acids. The record is from RefSeq and is a predicted model, not a curated record.